AUGGGCAAAUCCCGGCGGCGAAAAGACAAGAAGAACGGCGUGGACACGACCAUGGCCGUGGCCGCGCCCGCGGGCGACGCCGGGUGGGUCGUCGGCGACGGCGUGACCGCGAUGCUCGAGGGCGAGGACGGCGCCGCCGCCGUGGCGCCGACGACGCCGACGGUCAACGCGAACGGAGGGAAGAUGACCGCGGGGAUCAGGGUCGGGAAGAAGACGCCGACGGUGCUCCGCGGGAUCACGAAGAGGAAGAAGAAGAUGGUCGCCAAGGGGAUCGCGCACGCGGAGCGCAAGGAGGGGACCCUCAAGAAGAAGACGUUCAAGCGCGGAUUGCGACAAGAGGCGAAAGGCUACUGGGGAGGCGCGAACCAGUGA
This is a messenger RNA of Micromonas pusilla CCMP1545, 372 nucleotides long. RefSeq lists its product as uncharacterized. Lineage: Eukaryota; Viridiplantae; Chlorophyta; Mamiellophyceae; Mamiellales; Mamiellaceae. Bases 1 to 372 code for a protein of 123 amino acids. The transcript has a single exon. The record is from RefSeq and is a predicted model, not a curated record.